GAUGCGCUGUGUCCCUCGGACACAGUGUUCACCGAUCACGGAAGGAGCCGAAGAUGUCCGCUCGGUCAUGUGAUCAGCUGUGUCUAAUCACAGCUGAUCACAUCUGUCACCUGACAGAGGAGAGGAGGGGACAUGUACACUGAUCAGGCACUGAUGAUCAGUGUAGCCCCAGCAGUGCCAGCUGUCAGUGUCCAUCAGUGCCACAUCAAUGCCAUAUAUCAGUGCCUACCAGUGCACAUCAAUGCCACAUAUCAGUGCCCAUCUGAGCUGCCUUUCAGUGUCACCCAUCAGUGCCAGUCAGUGCCACCUAUCAGUGCUGCCAAUCAGUGCCACUUAUUAGUGCCAGUCAGUGCCGCCAAUCAGUGCCCAUCAGUG
This is a messenger RNA of Staurois parvus, 375 nucleotides long. Lineage: Eukaryota; Metazoa; Chordata; Amphibia; Anura; Ranidae. The record is from the annotation of a GenBank genome assembly.